UGCAUUUGAUAGUGUAACGCCGGUAACUUCCGGCGGUUGUUAGGCAGUCUUUUGAAAAUGAGGUAGUCGGAUAAAUAAAACCUCUGUAAAAUGCUUCAAUUGCAGGUUUUAUUAAGUAAGGAUCAGAACUGUGGAAUGAGUAGGGUCUUUUAGAGCACACCACGGUAUCUUUUUCUCUGUGUUUUCACCGGACUAUGUUUAAAAAGAUGACUGAAUUUGGUCCAGAUUCCGGGGGGAGAGUUAAGGGAGUAACCAUUGUGAAGCCUAUCGUGUUUGGAAACGUCGCCCGCUACUUUGGUAAAAAGAGAGAAGAAGAUGGACACACACAUCAGUGGUCUGUUUAUGUGAAACCUUACAGGAAUGAGGAUAUGUCUGCGUAUGUGAAGAAGAUCCAGUUCAAACUACAUGAGAGCUAUGGUAACCCACUGAGAGUGGUGACCAAGCCUCCUUACGAGAUUACAGAGACAGGCUGGGGCGAAUUUGAGAUCAUCAUUAAGAUCUUCUUUAUCGAUCCCAAUGAGAGACCUGUGGCUCUGUACCAUCUGCUGAAGCUGUUCCAGUCAGACUCCAGUGCCAUGCCCAAAAAGACAGUUGUGUCUGAGUUCUAUGAUGAAAUGAUUUUCCAGGAUCCUACAGCCAUGAUGCAGCAGCUACUGACCACAUCAAGACAGCUCACACUAGGAGCAUACAAGCAUGAGACAGAGUUCAGUGAGCAAGAGCAAAGGACCAAGGAGAAACUGGAAGCAGCAAAGAAGAGAACCAGCCAGGAGAUCACUGAGCUGAAAGACAAACUAAAGGCCAGCAGAGAAAACAUCAACCAUCUGAAGGCAGAGAUCAGGAAACUGGAGGAGGAUGGGGACCACAAGGAGCACUGAGAAGUACACAAGGGCAGCACAGGCUUGAACACAUUAUGAUAGGACUGUCCUGUAGUUAACAACUCAUUUUUUUGGGGGUUUCUGACACAUAACUGAAAAAACAAAGGCCUUGUUGUUAUAAAUAUUCUAUAAUUUGUCUUUUGCUGCAUUAGUUUUGUCCAAUUAUUUUGACACAAGUGAGACUGUGUAGGAAAUUAACCAGUAUUUCUGUGAACAGAUUUUGAUGUAAAAAGCUGAUUUGUUUUUACUGAUUUUGUGGUUUUCUACAUAAAGAAACUGUUUCAAGUAUCCUA
Messenger RNA from Cheilinus undulatus (humphead wrasse), 1168 nucleotides. RefSeq names its product YEATS domain containing 4 (gene yeats4). Gene Ontology annotation, biological process: regulation of DNA-templated transcription. The record is from RefSeq and is a predicted model, not a curated record. Bases 195 to 875 code for a protein of 226 amino acids. Lineage: Eukaryota; Metazoa; Chordata; Actinopteri; Labriformes; Labridae. The transcript is spliced from 7 exons.